AUGGAGGACAAGGGCCCACCACCACCACUCCCACUCCCACCAUCGCCAUCCGAACCUCUGACAUCUGCCCCUGCGCCCUUGCUUCACAAUUCGGCUGCACAUUUCCCCUCGAGUUCGCAGCAACCCGCUCUAUUUCAGUCCGAGUCUAGUACCGAGACUGCCGCUCAACCCAAAUCUCUGGCUAUCACAACUUCCGAUGUAUCCUCGUCCAACAACAAUACCUUUCCACCGCCGUUCAAUCAUGAUGACUCGACAACCUCACCCUCCUCUGCCAUAUCAAGUCAAGCCGAGUCACAGGCCACUGGCUCUACAGAUUUGUUAGACAGAAAACCGCUUCAAAUCGUGGAGAAUCUCAAAACCGAAGCUACCCAUGACCAACGCUCACUAUCAACCUCUCAAAGCCCUGAGCCUACAUCCUUAUCGGGGACCAAGAGAACUGCAACCGGGGAAUUAAAGAGAUCAAGUGUCAACGGCUUAGGAGAUGUUCUCGCAAAUUCAAAGUUCACUGGCCAUGCUCGUAGUGCGAGUACCUUCUCCAAUGGGAGCUACAGCAAUGGGAAUGUUCUCGAGGUCUCACAACAACUACGUACCAAACUUAAAUAUGCCAUGAUCAAGGUUCAGAAUGGUUGGCAAUCCAGAACUUUUGACGAGGUUGAGUCUCUAGCAUCACAAUCGCCCCGAUCGACCGUUUCUGGGUUUCAAUCCUUCAACGAUUCCAAGUCGUUACUCUCCCCUCGGACCGUCAUGACCAGGAAGUACCAACGUGAGUCGAGUGACAGCGAUUCCUCCGACAGCACUAUCGCUCUGGAGAAUCGCGGUUUGGUCAAUAUGAUGGCAAGCCCUCAGCCUCCCUCUCGUCGAGCUUUAGCUCCCCCACUAGAUAUCAUGCCUGGCUCACGACGUCGACCAACCCCCAAUGCACCCUUUCACGGCACCCAUGGCCCUCAGAUCCAAACCAGGCAUCUACAUUCAUCACGUCCGAACAACAGUCAACGAACUCCAAGUCAGAAUGCCGCUAUGGAGGCGGAUGCAGUUGAGACACUUUUGUUCAUGGCCAGCCCCAACAAUUCAGGCUACAACCCUUCGAACCGUGGAUCUCAGGAGUCAUCCUCAAAUCGUGCAAACCAAAUUUUCGCUUCACAGACAUCUCCUCUUCGUACUCAAUUCAGUCAAACCUCAAUGACGUCGCCGAAGAAGGUUGCAUUUUCCGAGCGAGAUCUUUCUACUGCUGCCGCCGAUAAAGCCGCCCUGAUUGACCGCAUGUUGGAUGACUUAUCCGAUGAUAGCGAUGGGAGUCUCGAACGAGCUUUCAGACUCGCCGAUAAGAGCAAAGCAGCGGCAGCAGCUCAUCCAGUCUCAAUUUGA
Exophiala bonariae is the source of this 1365-nucleotide messenger RNA. RefSeq lists its product as uncharacterized. Gene Ontology annotation, cellular component: SBF transcription complex; cytoplasm. The transcript is spliced from 2 exons. Gene Ontology annotation, molecular function: DNA-binding transcription repressor activity, RNA polymerase II-specific; transcription coregulator activity. Bases 1 to 1365 code for a protein of 454 amino acids. Gene Ontology annotation, biological process: G1/S transition of mitotic cell cycle. NCBI's taxonomy places the organism in Eukaryota, Fungi, Ascomycota, Eurotiomycetes, Chaetothyriales, Herpotrichiellaceae. The record is from RefSeq and is a predicted model, not a curated record.